This is a messenger RNA of Daldinia loculata, 649 nucleotides long. RefSeq lists its product as uncharacterized. The coding region runs from base 107 to 463 and encodes 118 amino acids. NCBI's taxonomy places the organism in Eukaryota, Fungi, Ascomycota, Sordariomycetes, Xylariales, Hypoxylaceae. The record is from RefSeq and is a predicted model, not a curated record. The transcript has a single exon.
GAUUCUGCAUGGAGGUUUUCUGGCUUCGACUAAUCGUGUCUGACCUAAGGAGCGAAUGGCUGGACCGGUUUAUUGUGAACAAUGGCUCGGCUAAACUCUCUACGGCAUGGAUGACGAAUUUUCACGACAUCACAUAUACGGCGGCGUUGGAUUCUCUAAUUUUUAUGACGGAGCGACCAUUACUUUUUUAUAUACCACCACACACCCGACACUUUCGCCAGUUCUGCACAUGGCUUACUGCUGCGGUAUCGGGUUCUUGGCCGCUCACAUAAUUAUACACCCAAACAUUGAGAUUGAUUUUUUCCAUCCACAUGGUCCAAAGGCUACGUGCCGGGAGGAAUUUAUAUCACAAUGCUAUAUCACGAAUUCGAUAGCAAUUCCACCUCAGUUUGGAUUACUUAACUCUAUACACUUACGAAGAAUUUGCACUUGGUUCCUCUUGGCACCCGUCUACUACCUUUAAUACCUUAGGUACGCAACAGGAUCCUACUCGCAAUACCACAAGAUUCUAAACGAAACUUGGUUACGGGACAUGCCGCGGCAGUUUAUUAGUACGACAGCCAUUUAGGACAACCCUUUACUUUGCGAGGAAGUGGUUCGGUCGGAUGUGCCACGAAUUUUGCGCUGUAUUUUCUUUGCCUUGGUGGCU